Molecule: messenger RNA, 1307 nt
Organism: Rhizopus microsporus ATCC 52813
Lineage: Eukaryota; Fungi; Mucoromycota; Mucoromycetes; Mucorales; Rhizopodaceae
Product: guanine nucleotide binding protein, alpha subunit
Exons: 3
Coding region: 110-1168 (352 amino acids)
Biological process (GO): adenylate cyclase-modulating G protein-coupled receptor signaling pathway
Cellular component (GO): heterotrimeric G-protein complex
Molecular function (GO): G-protein beta/gamma-subunit complex binding; GTP binding; GTPase activity
Source: RefSeq, a predicted model, not a curated record
CCCCCCUUGUUUUUUUUGUGAUGUCUCCUUAAAAAAAGCUUAUUAUUACCAACCAUGACAAUCAUCUUUUUUCUUUCUUCUUCUUCUUUAAUCUUUAAUAAUAAUAAACAUGGGUUGUUGCCAAUCGACUGAACAAGUUGAAGAAAAACAAAGAAAUCAAGAGAUUGAUGCUCAAAUAAAACGAGAUAGAGUCACUAUGCGAAAAGAAAUUAAAAUGCUACUCCUUGGUGCUGGUGAAUCAGGAAAAUCAACUAUAUUAAAACAAAUGAAAUUAAUUCAUGAUGGAGGCUAUACACCCGAAGAAAGGGAAAGCUUUAAAGAAGUCAUAUUCAGCAAUACACUACAGUCCAUGAGAGUCACACUGGAGGCGAUGGAUAAUCUCGGUAUCCCAUUUAGGAAUCCCGAGAAUGAGCUGCAUAAAAGGCUCAUUAUGGACGCUCCACCGCAGAUUGACUAUUUGGGCCAUGAAUUAGUAGAGGCUAUUUCAUCACUUUGGGAUGAUCUGGGAGUGCAGGAAUGUGUCUCAAGAGCAAACGAGUAUCAACUGAAUGACUCUGCGAAAUAUUACUUUGAUUCUAUCCUUCGUAUAGGUCAACCUAAUUAUAUGCCAAGUGAUCAAGAUGUCUUGAGAUCAAGAGUGAAAUCUACUGGAAUCACAGAGACUACCUUCGUCAUCGACUCACUUACAUAUAGAAUGUUUGAUGUUGGAGGCCAACGAUCAGAAAGAAAGAAAUGGAUUCACUGCUUUGAAAACGUGACAGCCUUGAUGUUCUUAGUGGCUAUAUCAGAAUAUGAUCAAGUGCUAUUUGAGGAUGCAAGUGUGAAUAGGUUACAAGAAUCACUGACACUAUUUGACUCCAUCUGUAAUUCGAGGUGGUUUAUCAAGACAUCCAUCAUCUUAUUCUUAAACAAGAUUGAUUUAUUUCAAGAAAAAUUACCAAAAUCGCCUCUAUCACAUUAUUUCAAUGAUUACAAGGGAGGCAAUAAUUAUGAUGCGGCUUGUCAGUACUUGCUGGAAAAAUUCGUUUGUUUGAACACUAGAGCGGAUACAAAACAAAUCUAUACUCAUUUAACUUGUGCAACAGAUACAAAACAAAUCAAGUUUGUCAUGAAUGCUGUUAACGAUAUCGUAGUUCAUGAUAAUCUACGAAAUGUUGGCUUAUUGUAGUAAUAAUAACAUUAUAUUUAUAUUCCCCCUUUCUCUUCUUAUUUAUGUAUACUUAUGUCUGUUUGUGUGUCUCUGUGUGUGUGUAUAGUUAUUAAAAAGAUGAUAUUGUUUUCAAAAGAUAAAAUGCUUAAAGUAGUAG